CCCGCUCUAUUCUUCUCAGCAGAUCUGGGGACUUAAAGGCCGUCCCCCAGAGGCCGCGCGGGAGAUAGCGGGAGCUGGGAAACCCGCCGCACGUUCGGAAGACCGGAUCAACGUGAGGUCCCCGGCCCAGGAUUAGACUUGAUUUGUACCACGAGGAUUUUCCGACGGACGCAUUAUUGGACAGGGGAAUAGGGGGGGGCCCACCGGCGCGGCGAAAUUGGAUCAAGAUUGGCACUCGCGGCGAGUUGGCGAUGGCCGCGGCCGCCUGCGGAUCGCGACUCCUUUCAGGCCCUGACAUGUUCCGGCGUGCAGCGGGGAAGACCCUGGGGUUCGUGGGCUUCGCCAUCCAGUACGGCUGCGUGGCGCACUGCGCCUUCGAGUACAUCGGGGAGCUAGUGGCGUGUUCCGGGCCCUCGAUGGAACCCACCAUCACCAGCCGCGACGUGGUGUUCUCCGAACGACUCAGCCGCCACUUCUACAGGAUCGAAAAGGGGGAUAUCGUAAUUGCAAAAAGUCCCUUUGAUCCAAAGAUGAAUAUCUGCAAAAGAGUAAUUGGAUUAGAGGGAGACAAAGUCUGCACCAGCGGUCCGUCGGAUGUCUUCAAAACCCACACUUACAGACCGGUUCAAAGGAUACCUGCAAACUUAGCCGGGCGAUCCGGGAAAGCCUCGCUCUCUCUCUCUCUCUCGCUCCUCGCUCGACCGAGGAUCAGAUUGCAGGUUCGCCCUGUUCAGCGGGAAGCCGCGGAACGGACUCUCCCUCACUCCCGCUAAAACCGCCACCGCUCUGCUGUCGCCAUCCGCCAACUUCUGCGUGGCCCAAGAAAAGGUUUCACACACCGCCCCACCCUCCCUCCCUCCCUCCCUUCGCCCCCACUCUUCAGAUCAAAUGAAGUGCCUUCCUCUGCACACCCUUACCAAAAUGGCUGGGCUUAACAGACUCACGGGGCUGAAGGUCAGUCCAGGUGCUCGAGUGACUUCCAGCGAUUUUAAUCACAGUUAAUCCUUGUGCUGAGGAGCGCCGUUUUAAAGUUACCUAAGUGACUUCAUUCUUACAUUACUCAACCUUGCAAUGACUGAAGUUAGUCAAAGUCCGUAAAUGAACUUCACUGUCAUUACAUUCAAAUGAGCCUGGGGACGCUGCUGGAAUUCUCCCAGCGGUUACCGUGGUGAAGGGUGCUUGUUCGUGCCGCUGCCAAACUGGUACACCAAUGUGCUAAGUCAGUAGAUGCAGUUUUCAAAAGCUUCGUAAUUUAAAAAGUAUAAAUCGUAUCGCUUGGAGGAAGCAACCUAAUAGGUGUGUGGAAGUUUGAUUGCCAAGUUUGGUACGUUCAGCUUAAAAAACUGUAGGAGUUGUGUCUGGAAGAAAGGUAAUAAUAAUAAUAAUAAAACGAUGCAAAUUGAAAGACAAAAGUUCAUUUAUAGAAAUGUAUACAUUUAAUUAACUGUGUGUUGUUCCAAUCAAAUAUAUGUUUGUGUAUUGUUAUGAUUCAUAUAUUGUUGUUUUUUUUAACAAUUAAAUUCAAAUUCAAUUCCCAGGCGUUUUUAUAUUUUAAAAAUUUUUUAUUGACCCCUUACAUUUGACAGUGACCCCCCCCCCCCAAUAUUUCCCCUGUUAAUCCUAGAUCGAACACUGAAAAUCUAAGGAUUUUUCUCCCUGAUAUACUUUACCACUGGCAGCGUUUAUGAGCAGUAGACUUGGGGAUGACACGGCAUGUGAAAUUCUCCAUCUGUCCUGAAAGGGAUUAGUCCAUCUCAAGAUCACAUAUAGGCUUCUGCUGAAACAGACGACAAGCUGUCCCGUUCCCUAUCCCCACUUCGGAAGGCGAGCAUACGUUUACAUAUUAAUGAGGUGAAGUCAAGCACAUGUUUACAUAUUAAUGAGGUGCAGUCACCGGAGCAGAACACAAUGGCGUACGUGUGUCAGGCAGUCAGGGGCUACGUCCAAUCGAGGCCGCUGAUGUGACUGAUGCUGAUGGGAGAGGCAUACCGGGUCACCUGUAGUCUGGUCAGUCUUCAAAAUGGCUGUCCGUGUAAUAUUCACUUUGCAAACCUCGGCCACUUUCUCAACGCAGCCUCUUCAGUGUUUCCUCUGAACGCGACUGCGCCGUCCCGGCCUGGGGGCGGCCAUCUUGGCUCCCGCAACCGCAAGGUAUACAAACGGGGAAUUUCCGUCUUUUCUUCGGUCCGAGUGUCCGGGAAGUGAAAAGUUAAGGGACGCAAAAAUAAAAAUAAAAAAGAAUAAAUGAUGCUGUCCUUUAUUGCGAUGCGCUGUGUUGCUGGUCCCGUCUGCACGCGUAGGGGAGACCGAGGACUUUAAUUAGAGCUUUGACAAGCCUACUCUCCUCGAGUGACGAGAUUAUUCGUAAUUGGCGUCGCAGUCGAUUAGGGCUCGGUCCGUUGCGGGGCCUUACUGGCAGGUCUGGCUCUGCCUCAGACCCCGGGACGCUGAUGAAAGUAGUGUGGCCCGCCCGCCCGCCCUCCCUCCUCGUGGAGUGGGCGGGUCUCAGCCAGCAGCCUAAUGACCCCGUUUGAAGUCCGAAAAAAAAACGUGACCCUGUCCCGUCGCUCUAACCCCUCCUGUCUUCGUACACAGAGGAAGAAGGACAAUAAAAAAAAUUAUUUAAUUUUUUAUUCUUUUUUUUUUUUUUUAAGUUGUCAUUGGCCGAGAGGAGGAGGGGG
Messenger RNA from Anguilla rostrata (American eel), 2681 nucleotides. It is a transcript of the gene immp1l, whose product is annotated as inner mitochondrial membrane peptidase subunit 1. Gene Ontology annotation, molecular function: serine-type endopeptidase activity. Lineage: Eukaryota; Metazoa; Chordata; Actinopteri; Anguilliformes; Anguillidae. Gene Ontology annotation, cellular component: mitochondrial inner membrane peptidase complex; membrane. The coding region runs from base 252 to 773 and encodes 173 amino acids. The record is from RefSeq and is a predicted model, not a curated record. The transcript has 5 exons.